AUGGCCAUAGAAGCACUUAAUAACGUCACCAUGGCCAGAGAAGCACUUAAUGACGUCACCUUGGCCAUAGAAGCACUUAAUGACGUCACCAUGGUCAUAGAAGCACUUAAUGACGUCACCUUGGCUAAAGAAGCGCGGCUGUACGAGACCCGGGAGGUGGCGGCUCCUGAGCUACGCCCGCAGCCCGUCGACCUGCUGCCGCCCAAGGUGAAGGAGCAGGAGAGCGCGGUGCUGGAGGGCGUGGGCGUGCGGGAGGAGGAGGACAGGCGCGUGGCCAUACGCAUCAAGCUGUGCGGGGAGUGUGGCGCGCGUCAUGUGGCCGGCACCUGCCCCUUCUCCCGCCCCACCCACGUCCUCCCUGACACAUGCCCGCCGCCCUCGCACACCCACGAACUGCCGCAGCAGAAUGGCGUGAUCGUGGCGCCGCCCCACAGAGAUUCCCCCGUCAACUUGUCUGGCGGGGGGCUAGGACGGGAGGAAGAGCGAGAGGGUGAGACAUGGAGGGACCCCCAGCGGCCAGGCUCCCCCACCUGCUACGCCCGCACCUCCCUUCCUCCCGGCCUCUGCCUGGAGCGACGCGUCCUCCCGCCUCCGCACGAUAGCUCUGUUGACAGCGACAGUGACGUGGGCGUGGUGGGCGUGACGCAGGUACCAGGGCGGCAGGUAGAGGUGGUGGUGGCGAGGGCUGCAAUCACCCGCUACACCCAGCUGGGCCCCGUGGUGGGCGUCCCCGUCAGGGAGCGAGACAUCCCCGACGACUUCUGCAUGGUUAACCUGUGGGAGGUGUUCAGCGGGGAAGGGAAGCGCUACGUGAGCACGGUGGACCCUCGACGCAGCAACUGGACGCGCUACCUGAGACCGGCACCAGACAGAGACUCAGCCAACCUGGUGGUCGUCCUCAGACCCAUCCUCGACCCCGGCGAUGACACCUCUGGCAUGGUUGUGAUGGGCGGCGUGGGCGGCGUGGGCGGUAUUGGCGUGUUCCUCAUCACCACCCAGGACGUAAGCGUGGGUCAGGAACUGAUGUUCUGGGCCCACGACCCUACCCUCGCCUGGUCCCGCAAGAAGAUGGAGAAAACCAGGUGGGAGCAAAUGAGUGAGAACGAGCGAGAAUGGGUGAGAACGAGCGAGAAUGGAUGGGAACGAACGAGAAUGGGUGGGAACGGGCGAGAAUGGAUGAGAACAAGCGAAGAUGUGUUAGAACAGACGAGAAUGGGUGGGAACGGACGAGAAUGGAUGCCAUUAAACCACACUAGUUCCUCUCAGAUCAUCCUUAAGCCACCUUAG
Molecule: messenger RNA, 1287 nt
Organism: Homarus americanus (American lobster)
Lineage: Eukaryota; Metazoa; Arthropoda; Malacostraca; Decapoda; Nephropidae
Exons: 6
Coding region: 1-1287 (428 amino acids)
Source: RefSeq, a predicted model, not a curated record